Messenger RNA from Arabidopsis arenosa, 1658 nucleotides. NCBI's taxonomy places the organism in Eukaryota, Viridiplantae, Streptophyta, Magnoliopsida, Brassicales, Brassicaceae. The record is from the annotation of a GenBank genome assembly.
AGAAGCCAUGAAGUCUUCUUCUAUCUUCUUCUUCUUCCUCUUCUCAUGGCAAUUCUACUUCACUCUCUCUCUCUUCAUCCACCAAACCCUAAACCUCAAAACCCUAAUAAACCCAAAAUUCUCUCUCCUUCUGCAACUUUUCGUAGAGAUGUGGUGCUUAGAACAGCAUCUCUCUGUUUCGUCUCUUUCAUCAUUCAAAACCCAAUUCAAGAGUCAUUAGCCGAUCCUUUGAAGUCUUCCAAACCGUUAAGACUCGGCAUUGCGAACACUAAGUCUUGGUUCCAGUUCUUUGGUGAUGGGUUCGCUAUUAGGGUUCCUCCUGACUUUGAAGACGUCAAUGAGCCUGAGGAUUACUCUGCGGGAUUGUCUCUCUAUGGGGACAAGGCAAAGCCCCAAACUUUCGCCGCCCGGUUCCAAACUCCUGAUGGAUCAGAAGUUUUGAGUGUAGUCAUUCGCCCUUCAAAUCAACUUAAGAUCACUUUCUUAGAGGCUAAAGAUAUAUCCGAUUUGGGUUCAUUAAAGGCAGCUGCAAGACUCUUUGUUCCAGGUGCCGCGACUAUUUACUCUGCUCGUACAAUCAAGGUAAAGGAAGAAGAAGGUUUAAGAAAUUACUACUUCUACGAGUUUGGUAGAGAUGAAGAACGCAUAGCUCUAGUAGCCUCUGUGAACAGAGGGAAGGUUUAUAUCGCUGGAGCAGCUGCACCGGAAUCCAAAUGGAAAGACGAUGAAUUUCGGAGUGGAAAUGAGUUCUCUUUGAUUCAAAUUGGAGAUGAUUUCAGAUUUGGGUGUUGGAGAAGCUAUCAUUCUUCUCUUUGUCACGUUCCUGAAGCUUUUGGAAAAAGUGUGUAUUCACGUUUAUAUCAAGGCCACAACGCCAACACACAUUUGCUUCGAUCUACAAUGAUUGCAGAGUCUUUGCCGUUUACGAACGAAAAAAGGUCUGCUGCAACGCAAGUAAAGGCACCACCUCAGCUACAGAAAACGGGUGCCGUUAGAGUGUCGAUGGUAAGUCCUGGAUUUGUAUAUGAACCCUAUGCACUCCAGGAGAAAAUUUCGAUUUGGCGGAGAUGUUUUACAAGAAGUGGUUGGCGAAGAACGAAAGAGGAUUUUAUACGGGAGCUAAGAAGUGCCUACGCUAUUGCUAAGUUAAGAAAGACUGGGUAUUCAAAGAAUACGUUCUACAUAGAAGCACUAGAGUUAUACAAACAGAUUAACAUUCUCAUGGCCAAUGGUGACAAGAAGACUAUAAGGAAGAAUGUAACUGAAAGAAUGUAUUCUGCACUGAAGAACGAAAUUAAACAAAGAGAAGCCAUGUGGGAUGGUGUUUACUGGGAAAUGAUUGAGCCGGUUGUCAAGAUCCGAACUUUACAAGCUCGACUGAUCGGAAUUGACCGGACAGACCUUAAGAAAGCAUUCAUACAACUGACACUAGAGUUUCUGACAAAGCAGAAAUUCGAAGCUUACGAUGCAAAAGGCAAUGUAGUAGCUGGAGACAAGAACAAAGAGGUGCUUGUACGUGACAUAUGGGUCUUUGAGAAGUCUCUUUUCCAUACAGGAGCUUACUGGCGGCUCUGUGGCCGGAUCAAAUUAUGAAGUUUUGCAACAUUGUGGACAAAGAGUGUCAACAGUUUCAGACAGAAUAAAUCCAACAUGUUCCU